Perca fluviatilis (European perch) is the source of this 1188-nucleotide messenger RNA. RefSeq lists its product as uncharacterized. The transcript is spliced from 6 exons. The record is from RefSeq and is a predicted model, not a curated record. The annotation marks the transcript as partial. NCBI's taxonomy places the organism in Eukaryota, Metazoa, Chordata, Actinopteri, Perciformes, Percidae.
AAAAAUAUAAAAAGUCUAAAACUAGACAGGGGUAGCGUGGUCUGCCAAAGGAGUAGCGACUGGAACCGACAGAUGAUGAAGAGGAAGGACCAAUGAUGUGAAGGCCCAGAUCCAUCAGAGUAUCAAUGCUCUUCCUCUCUCUCCUCCCCUCUCACUGCAGACAUGAAACACUGGCUGACUAACAUCCUGAUUCUGACUCUCUGGCUAGAUUGUAAAGGAGAAGACAGAGUGAUCCAGCCAACAAGAUAUGUUAUUACUACUGAAGGAGAAACGGUUACUCUUGACUGUACAUUUGAGACCAGUGACACAUAUCCCUAUUUGUUCUGGUACAAACAAGAAGAAAAUGAUUUCCCAAAGUACAUGCUGAAGCGUUACUCAAACACAAAAGAUAAUGCUCCAGAGUUCCACAUAGAAAGAUUUGAUGCUACAAUCAACCAGACAUCAGUUCCUCUGAAGAUCAAGAAGCUUCAGUUGUCUGACUCUGCUGUGUACUACAUGAUGAAGAGGAAGAACCAAUGGUAUGAAGGCCCAGAUCCAUCAGAGUAUCAAUGCUCUUCCUCUCUCUCCUCCCCUCUCACUGCAGACAUGAAACACCGGCUGACUAACAUCCUGAUUCGGACUCUCUGGCUAGAGUGUAAAGGAGAAGACAGUGUGACCCAGCCAACAGGAGAGGUCAUUACUACUGAAGGAGAGACAGUUACUCUUGACUUUAUAUUUGAGACCAGUGCCACAUAUCCAACUUUGUUCUGGUACAAACAAGAAUCAAUAAUAAGUGCUGCUGUGAAGAGAACAAUUCUCAGACUGAAUGUUGAACAUCAGCUAGUUUCUCCUGUUGAUUUAUACCUUGUUGUAGAGAUGGAACAUUGGCUGUGGAUUAUUCUUGCUGCUCUUUUCUUUGAGUGUAAAGCAGAAGACAGAGUGAACCAGCCAACAGGAGAUGUCAUUACUACUGAAGGAGAGACAGUUACUAUUGGCUGUACAUUUGAGACCAGUAUCUCAAAUCCCACUUUGUACUGGUACAUACAAAAAGAAAAGGAUUACCCAAAGAUGCUGUUGCAACGUUUCUCUGUAAAAACUGAUAAUUCUAAAGAGCAAGAGAGAGUUGAUGCUGCAAUCAACAAGACAUCAGUUCCUCUGAAGAUCCAAAAGCUUCAGCUGUCUGACUCUGCGGUGUACUACUGUGCUCUG